Molecule: messenger RNA, 321 nt
Organism: Frieseomelitta varia
Lineage: Eukaryota; Metazoa; Arthropoda; Insecta; Hymenoptera; Apidae
Exons: 2
Coding region: 1-321 (106 amino acids)
Source: RefSeq, a predicted model, not a curated record
AUGUGGCCGGCGGGACGUACCGUGGCAUAUACGACGAAAGCACGCGAUGCAUCUAAACCGGGAACACGUGAGAACCAGUCCGGAUCCAGUUCUCCCCCCGGCUGCAGUUGCACCGGCUCUGGCGGUGGCGGUGGCGGUGGCGGUGGCGCGCAUCGAUCGGCCGCUCGUCAAGGCUGCGUCUUAUUCGGGCAAGGCCAAGGUCGUUGGCUGGCAUUGCCGUCGAGCGAAGGUCACAGAAGCGUCAGCAAGGACUGCGGCCUGACGAGUCAAGGAGCGGAAACCUUGCAAAGUUCACGUUGUGAAUGUUACCUUCUAUCGUAA